This is a messenger RNA of Mercenaria mercenaria, 1269 nucleotides long. RefSeq lists its product as uncharacterized. NCBI's taxonomy places the organism in Eukaryota, Metazoa, Mollusca, Bivalvia, Venerida, Veneridae. Gene Ontology annotation, biological process: protein polyubiquitination; proteasome-mediated ubiquitin-dependent protein catabolic process. The record is from RefSeq and is a predicted model, not a curated record. Gene Ontology annotation, molecular function: ubiquitin protein ligase activity. Bases 1 to 1269 code for a protein of 422 amino acids. The transcript is spliced from 3 exons.
AUGUUCUGUAAGAAUCAUGAUGAGGUUGUCUGCGCAACUUGUGUAGCUAUAACUCACAGGGAUUCAUGUCAAAAUAUACACUCCAUUCCGGACGAAGUUGACAAUCUAUACAAACAAUCAGCUUCUGAUCAAACCAAGAAUCAACUCCUUGCAGCAAAAAAAAAAAACAAAACAAAACAAGUAGAGGAUAAAAAGAAAGCCACACAGCAAAUUCAAAAUGAGCUAAAGAAACAAAAGCUGAGAGCAGCUGAUUCUAUCAUAAACUAUAGAAAAGAACUGGAGGCUGAGCUCAAGAUACUUGAAACAGAAUCACUCAAAGAUGUGGAUGUGCAAUAUAAUAGUAUGGAAAGAGAUCUACAGAGUGAGAUCAAGGAAGCAGAGGAAGAUAUUGAAGACCUGGAACAAUCUGCAUCCAAGCUACGAAGGUCUAUUGAAAAUAAAGCCCAAGAAUUUGCAUUAAGACAAGCGCCUACAGCAGAAGCUACUUGCAAGCCUAAAACUACAGCAUACAAAGUGAAACAGCAGAGGAAUAUUAAUACUAAGGUUAAAGAAGACAAAUAUACAUGUAGAAUACUUGGAUCCUGUUUUACUGAGGAUGGUUCCCUUUUGCUUGCUGAUAACAAUAAUUAUAAGUUGAAACGUCUGAAUAUUUCAACAUAUACCAUCAUAGAUCAACUAGAUCUGGAGACAGGACCUGAUACUGUGGCUGCAGUUAGUCUUCGCAACAACACCAUACAGUUUGUAUCACUAGGAGACAAGAUGAUAACAACAAGGAAGCUGAAGAUGGAUCAUUACUGUUAUGGUUUGGCUUUCAAUGAUGGGGAAUUGUUCAUAUCUGAUUCAGACAAAACAGUUUAUAUUCACGAUAUAAGAGACAAAAUGUUACAUAAAGUGAUAACUAAAAAAUCAGGCACCGCAAUUUUCAGUGGCAAUAGACAUUUAAAUGUGAGUAACUACAGGGAUUUUGUGUAUGGCGCUGAUUCCGUGAAAUGUCUUAUAAUUCUAAAUAAACAGGGAAAUUAUCUAUCAACAUUUACUGACCCUGAUUUAGUUCAGCCUUGGGGAGUAUGCACAGAUAAGAGAGGAAACAUACUGGUCUGUGGGUAUAUUUCAUCAAAUAUUGUCCAGAUAAGUGAGGAUUCAAAAACAAAGAUAGGCAUGAUCAAAACAGAUCACUAUCCAUUAUCAGUCAGCUUUAAUCCUCACCAGAACAAACUAGCUGUAACUCAUUCAAACAACAACACAGUAAAAGUCUAUGAACUAGAGUAA